AUGCCCGCCGACUCGCCGCACCCUAACCUCUGCAAGAGCAUCCUGUCCGCCGUCGCCCUGGGCUUCCCCCUCCCCACGCUGCUCAACUGGAGCGGCGAGUUCAACCGCCCAGAGUGGCACUUUGCAGGCAGCCACAUCGCAAAGCUCGAGAGCCUGCUCGCCGUCAUCGAAGAGAUGCUCAGCCAUGGUGACGACAUUGACGGUGGCGCGGACGACGAUGACCUGGCUGUUCUCGUGGACGCGUACGAUAUCUGGUUCCAGCUGCCUCCCUCGGUGCUCAUACGACGAUACCACCAGCUCAACGACGAAGCCAACGAACGCCUCCAGAAGCAAUGGCAAGCAGCAGCAUCUUCUUCUUCUUCUUCUUCUUCCUCCUCCAACUUUCCUCUCCCACCCCCCAAACAAUCCAUCAUCGUCACCACCGCAAAAGACUGCCAGCCAGACAGCGAAUCCGGCUCCUCCCCCCACUACGCCCACUGGCCCCCGUCCCCCAUGCCGCAGGAGCUCUACGGCCCCGAAACAGACACCGUCCUCCCUUUGCUCUUCGACCCAGCCCGGAAGUAUAGAAAGGUCCGCCCGAGAUGCAUCAACAGCGGCAUGAUCAUGGGAACAAUGUCCUCCCUCCGUCAAGUCCUCCGCCGGUGCAAGCAGAAGAUUGCCGCCGUGGCGCUCAGUGGCAGACAGCUCUGGAGCGACCAGGCUCUCCUCGGGGAAGUCCUCGGCGAGCAGGAGAUUUGGCGCGAAUGGGUUACGCAGCAGCUCUCUUCUUCCUGGAACGGCAGCGCUUCGACGUAUGAUCUGACGGUUCUGAGUCCGGAAGUACGUGAUAUCGCUGCAAAGGCCCUCGCGGGCGAACAGUUCGAAUUCGGCAUCGGACUGGACUACAACUUCACCACUAUUCCGGCAACCUGUUCCGCCGAAGAAGACGGCUACUUUGUCCAGCUUGACGAUGCAAACGCCGUCCUCGCCGAAUCCCUCAAAGCAGGGGUUCCCGAUGGUCCACGCAUAAAUAGCAUCCCCAAGGAACUCAUAGAUAACAAAGACAUCACUGCAGCUGCCGACCCUCUUGCAAAAGUCUCCUGGGGACACAUGCCGCUCUACACAGACUUCUUCUUCGGCGUCGUCCCCGUAGGCAUCCACCACAACGCCUACAUCGACGGCCUCAAACCGUGGCGGCUCAAGAACUGGUGGAGUCUCAUGUGGUUCCAUCCCCGCCUCCGGGAUCUCGUUUCCGCGCAUGUCCAGCCUUCCUCUGAAGAUGACGGCGACGCAGAACCGAGACCACUCUUGAACAUGUCGUCUCGUGGGGAUGAUGGUGGAGAACGUAAUCUGGUGUACUGGCCGCCAGAGAUGCAGCAGCGCGGGAAGAAGCAGGUAACCGUCUUUGAGCCAAGGAAAGAUGAUCGACCCGGGAGGCUGGUGCCGAUCGAUUGGGAUGGGGUGUGCCAGAAGGGGAGUACGCCUUGGCAUGAAGAGUUGUUUGGGGAUGGAAAGGGGCCGUUGGAGGUGUGA
Messenger RNA from Trichoderma citrinoviride, 1512 nucleotides. RefSeq lists its product as hypothetical. Lineage: Eukaryota; Fungi; Ascomycota; Sordariomycetes; Hypocreales; Hypocreaceae. The record is from RefSeq and is a predicted model, not a curated record. The transcript has a single exon. The coding region runs from base 1 to 1512 and encodes 503 amino acids.